Messenger RNA from Neomonachus schauinslandi (Hawaiian monk seal), 456 nucleotides. Its product is annotated as testis-specific Y-encoded protein 2-like. The annotation marks the transcript as partial. The record is from RefSeq and is a predicted model, not a curated record. Gene Ontology annotation, cellular component: chromatin; nucleus. The transcript has 2 exons. NCBI's taxonomy places the organism in Eukaryota, Metazoa, Chordata, Mammalia, Carnivora, Phocidae. Gene Ontology annotation, molecular function: histone binding; chromatin binding. Gene Ontology annotation, biological process: nucleosome assembly.
AUGGCGGCAGAGGCUGUGCAGGAGGCUGAGGCCCGGCCGGGUAGAGACGAGGCCGGCCCGGGGCAGGAGUUGGUGGUCGUGGCGGAGGAUAUCAUGGCGGUGGUGGAGGUCGUGGCCUUGGAAGACGAGGUGCCGUCGCAAGCAGAGCAGGCCGAGCAGCAGCGGGAGCUGCCGCAGGAAGAGCCAGUGCUGGGUCCCGAGAUAGCCGGGGCCCCACUUGCCGCGCUGGAGGUUGUUCAGUUAGCGCUCGCCUCUGUGGAUGCCCAAGCGACCGGGGCCCGCUUGCGGCUCAAGCGCAGGAUGAAUCAGAAGCGGAGUUCUCACCUGAAUCGAAGGAGGGCCAUCAUCCAGUGCAUCCCUGGCUUCUGGGCCCAGGCCAUCCUGAAUCACCCCGAGAUAUCAGCCGUGUUGGGUGACCAGGACAGAGACCUGCUCAGCUACAUGACCAAUUUGGAG